AUGGGUUGCGGCCAUUCGCACCAUGUGGGCUAUCAUCCGAAAUUGUUGGGACGCUCCGAAUCAGGGAAGGCUAGACCUGCGUCUGAGUCAGAGGGACCAAAACUGGAAUCCUUCGUUGUGAUCCGCGUGUUGCGUGCCGACUUGUUACGGAGUUUCGAUGCAUAUGGCAAGAUGGAUCCUUUUGCCGUGGUCGAAUGGCACCAAGAGGGUACUCGAAAGGAGAUAGCACGGACCCGGAUUGACUGGAAUGCAGAUAUGCAUCCUCAUUGGGACCAUACCUGUCGAGGCCAGCCAUUUAAAAUGGCCGGCAACACCAUGGUGGAAUUCCAGGUCAUGGAGGGCAACGUCAUAGGGCGUCCCAGCUUUUGUGGUGCGGCCAAGAUCUCAAUUGGAGACUUGGCCCCUGAGCCCACCUCAGAGGUGGGCACAGCCACUGGUCCUGUUCUUAAACUGGAGCUGAAGCUAGCCUCAGGGCCAACCUGUGAGCCAGAGGUCACAGGUCAUGUUUUUGUGCAGGCGCUGAUGGUGCAAACCACCGUUCUUGGCCGUGGCAAGACUCCCGGUCUCAGUCGCGUAGACGAGGGGCUUUUCGAGGGACCCAUCGAGCGGCUGGGUGUCUCGGGUGGCAGCGCCGCAUUUUUCAAGUUGCAUUUGAAACCCGGAAGUGGCCGAGCUAGGGACUACUUUAUCGGCAAGGACUUGAGCCAUGCGGAGGAUGAAGUGACUUUCUAUGAGGAAGCUUUGGCUCUGAAACGUCAGCCCGGUGUAGCAGGUCUUGGGCCCUUGCUCAGCUACACCUUAGAAUAUGCUGGUGUCUUGACCAACACCGAGGAGACCAGUGCUGGGGAGAAGAAGACGGAGCUGCUAGUGAUGCGAAAUCUGCGCUGCGGCUCCUCUAAGCACCGCUUUCUGGACAUCAAGAUUGGACAGAAAACUGCUCAGGCUGGAUGGCAAGGCAAGUCCCGAGUGGCAGCGCUGCGGCAGAGCAUGGUGGAUGGCAUCACCAAUUCCAGCUGCGAGGGCUUCCGCUUAGAGGGCUUCGAUGGUCGACCGCCAGCUUUGGAGUCCAUGGACCCUUUGCUGGAUCUGGGGAUGACAGGCAAUGCCAAGAUGGCGAAAAAGGCUCUGCGGGUGAUGCUCCAGCGGAUGCCAGCGGCGGAGAUGCUACUCCACUGGCUCGACCUGCAUCAGGAACCGCAACUUGGCCCGUCGGAUGUGCCCAAUGAGAAGCUGAAGCUGCAGCUCUGUACCACCGAGGUGGCCGAGAUUGUGUGCCAUGAGGCGGUGCGAAGCCUGUGUGGCUUAGCGGUGGCCUGUCGCAGAAGUCCCGUGCCGCAGAAGUGGAUUGGCAGUUCCGUGGGCUUGGGCUUUGAUUCUGGGAGCUUGCCGCAGCGCAAGGGCGGAGAGGAGGAAGUGAGGAAGUCGACCUUGGUUUGUAUCUUUGACUGGGGACGAUCAGAGCUCAACACCAUGAACAAGCACAUGCAGUUGAGCGAAAAAGAUCAGUUGGAUCGGGGUGAGUUCUGGCGUUACUACAUGGGUGGUAUCGACCGCUUGGCUUGGGAGGCAGCGCGAGCAUAUCAACAUCGAUUCAGUUGUAGCAAGUGGUCGUUGUUGACCUUCAAAGUUUGCGAUUUCGAUUCCAUGUCUGAGAACGACUUCAUUGGUCGUCUCUGUGUGCCGGUGGAGGAGACUCCUGAGACAUGUGCUGAUCUCAACUCCAAGGACGGGAACCACGUGGUGGGGGACUACGGCUGGCGCGGAUCCGCCACACUGACCUAUUCCAUCACCUGGCGUCCCUUUCCACAGCCCUCGCGGAUGAAAGGCGCCUGGCGAGUGCACCUCAUCCGAGCACAACAUUUGCCGCGACAGGAUAAGAUGCAGUUGAGGACAACCUCAGAUCCUAUGUGCGAGAUCACGGCCUGCGCAGCUGACCCCAAGGGUUUGCUGUGCCUGCGGCAGGAGUGUAUGGGCUACAAAGAAGUUCCUGGAAAGCGCCCGCAGAAUCACAUCAGACAGAGCAUCCCCAUGAAGGCAUUCCUACAAUUGAUCAAUGACACCCCAAACUGCGAAUACCAUCAAGAAACAAGAAACCUUCACAAGAACUGGGCUGCCAACAUCAUUGCAACAGAGAACGGCAACUUGUUGAAGUGUGUCUUCAACGACGCGGAUGGGACAGUGAAGCUUCUCAUCCGGGAGGAUCUAUUCCCAAUGGCCGAAGAAGGAUUAGCAACUGCUUGGAAAAAAGUAACAACACGACACUCAGACGAAGACUUCACAACGCAAAAAGGAAAAGGAAAGGGAAAGGCAAAAUCCUCCUCAAGCACAGCCCGAGGCGUCCAAGAUUACCUCUACAAGGUGCAUUUGGUAAGGGUCCGUCCGCUUGAGGACGAUGAGGAUCCAUAG
This is a messenger RNA of Cladocopium goreaui, 2406 nucleotides long. The record is from the annotation of a GenBank genome assembly. Lineage: Eukaryota; Dinophyceae; Suessiales; Symbiodiniaceae.